This is a messenger RNA of Chaetomium globosum CBS 148.51, 522 nucleotides long. Its product is annotated as woronin body major protein. Bases 1 to 522 code for a protein of 173 amino acids. Gene Ontology annotation, molecular function: ribosome binding; translation elongation factor activity; RNA binding. The record is from RefSeq and is a predicted model, not a curated record. The transcript has 2 exons. Gene Ontology annotation, biological process: positive regulation of translational elongation; positive regulation of translational termination. Lineage: Eukaryota; Fungi; Ascomycota; Sordariomycetes; Sordariales; Chaetomiaceae.
AUGGCUUACUACGACGAGGAUGGCCAGGACCGCAUUGAGGCUGUCGAGAGCCGCGAGACCCGCCGCGCUCCCAAGAGCCCCAACACGGUGUCGAUCCCCUGCCACCACAUCCGCCUCGGCGACAUCCUGAUCCUCCAGGGCCGCCCUUGCCAGGUCAUCCGCAUCUCGACCUCGGCUGCCACUGGCCAGCACCGCUACCUUGGUGUCGACCUCUUCACCAAGCAGCUCCAUGAGGAGUCGUCGUUCGUCUCGAACCCGGCCCCCAGCGUUGUGGUCCAGACCAUGAUCGGCCCGGUCUUCAAGCAGUACCGCGUCCUCGACAUGCAGGAUGGCCACAUCGUCGCCAUGACCGAGACUGGUGAUGUCAAGCAGAACCUGCCCGUCAUUGACCAGAGCAGCCUCUGGAACCGCCUCAAGAAGGCUUUCGAGUCUGGCCGUGGCAGCGUCCGUGUCCUUGUCGUCACCGACAACGGCUCCGAGAUGGCUGUCGACAUGAAGGUCGUUCACGGCUCGCGCCUGUAA